Messenger RNA from Humulus lupulus (European hop), 2462 nucleotides. Its product is annotated as protein REDUCED WALL ACETYLATION 3. The transcript is spliced from 17 exons. Gene Ontology annotation, biological process: xyloglucan metabolic process; plant-type secondary cell wall biogenesis; xylan biosynthetic process. The record is from RefSeq and is a predicted model, not a curated record. Gene Ontology annotation, molecular function: acetyltransferase activity. Gene Ontology annotation, cellular component: Golgi apparatus. Lineage: Eukaryota; Viridiplantae; Streptophyta; Magnoliopsida; Rosales; Cannabaceae. Bases 304 to 1926 code for a protein of 540 amino acids.
CAUAAUCAACCGCUAAGGAGAGAAUUUUAGUGAGAGAAAGCUAGAGAGAGAGAGAGACUUAGAGAGAGAUAGAGUGAGAAGGACGUACCUUCCGACAUUUUCUUUAUUCUUUAAGCAAAAGCUUGAACCACCUCCAUCUUCACCUUCUUCUUCUUCUUCUUCUUCUACUGGUUCUGGAUCUUCCUCUGUCUUCAUUCUCCUGCUAGGGUUUCAUUUUCUCUCUGGUAUUUAUGCUCAAUGUUCUAUUGAUUCGACCUGUACUAAUCCUUCUCAAGCUUUGAAUUAGUUUUGGAAGGAUCGACAAUGGUGGAUUCUGGACCAGUAACGCCUGGGCAGGUGUCUUUUUUGCUGGGAAUCAUCCCAAUAUUUGUCGGAUGGAUAUAUGCAGAGUACUUGGAACAUAAGAAAUCUUCAUCUCCUUACAAAGUUCAUUCAGAUACUAAUCUAGUUGAACUGGGAGGGGAGGCCAUCAAAGAAGAUGAUCGUGCCGUUUUGUUGGAAGGAGGUCUUGCGAGAUCAGCAUCUUCAAAAUUUUAUAGUUCAUCAAUCAAAGCAAAUUUAAUUAGGUUUUUGACUUUGGAGGACUCUUUCUUACUAGAGAAUAGAGCAACACUUAGAGCAAUGUCUGAGUUUGGAGCAAUUCUAUUCUAUUUCUACAUAUGUGACCGCACAAGUAUAUUGGGAGAAUCUACAAAAAAUUACAACCGCGACCUUUUUCUCUUUCUCUACCUUCUUCUCAUCAUAGUUUCAGCAAUGACUUCUUUGAAGAAACACGCUGAUAGAUCAGCAUUCUCUGGUAAAUCCAUACUGUACCUUAACCGUCAUCAGACUGAGGAAUGGAAGGGGUGGAUGCAGGUCCUAUUUUUGAUGUAUCAUUACUUUGCUGCAACUGAGAUAUAUAAUGCGAUCCGUGUCUUUAUUGCUGCAUAUGUUUGGAUGACUGGAUUUGGCAACUUUUCCUACUAUUACAUCAGAAAAGAUUUUAGUCUUGCACGUUUUACACAGAUGAUGUGGCGACUAAACUUUUUCGUGGCUUUUUGCUGUAUUGUUCUUAACAAUGACUAUAUGCUGUACUAUAUAUGUCCAAUGCACACGUUAUUCACUCUAAUGGUUUAUGGAGCCCUUGGAAUUUUCCACAAGUAUAAUGAGAUAAGAUCAGUGAUUAUUGCAAAGAUUCUUGCGUGCUUCCUUGUAGUUAUCUUGGUCUGGGAAAUUCCUGGGGUAUUCGAGGUUCUCUGGAGUCCACUUGCAUUCCUUUUAGGGUACACUGAUCCUGCAAAGCCAGAUCUCUCUCGGCUGCACGAGUGGCAUUUCAGAUCUGGACUUGAUCGUUAUAUAUGGAUCAUUGGAAUGAUAUAUGCUUAUUGUCAUCCAAAUGUUGAGAAGUGGAUGGAAAAAUUGGAGGAAACAGAAACCAAGAAGAGAGUUUCAAUCAAAGGGAUUAUUGUUGCUGUUUCCGUAUUUGUUGGUUAUUUAUGGUUCGAGUACAUUUACAAGCUGGACAAGGUUUCAUAUAACAAGCUCCAUCCCUACACCUCAUGGAUCCCUAUAACGGUUUAUAUAAGUUUGCGGAACUUCACCCAGCAGUUCCGAAAUUUCUCCAUGACUCUCUUUGCAUGGCUUGGAAAGGUUACUCUUGAAACCUACAUUUCUCAGUUCCACAUCUGGUUGAGAUCAAACAUGCCCAAUGGACAGCCUAAGUGGCUUCUCUGCUUAGUCCCGGAAUACCCUAUGCUCAAUUUCAUGCUCGUAACUGCCAUUUAUAUUUUGGUAUCACAUCGGCUUUUUGAGUUGACCAAUACACUUAAAACAGUCUUCAUACCGACCAAAGACAAUCAAAAGCUGUUGCAUAAUUGUAUAGCCGGAUUUGUAGUUUUCCUCGCUAUUUACUGUUUCUCAGUCAUUCUUCUUCUGAUCCCUCAUUAACCGGGCUUGACAAAUCAAGACCCUUAAGGAGAAUUAAAUAGGUUUUUCUGUUGGAUUUGCAAAUAUAUAUACAGAAUAAGAAAAAAGGAUUCUUGGAUAUUGUUUGCUUGCAAGUCAACCUUUAUGAAGCUAGUAAAUUUCCAACAGUUUUUGAGGAUAAAGCGCCCCAUACCAGGGCGAAAAAAAGCCGGGGGAAGGAAGACAAAUGUUGAAGAAGCUCAAAUGACCAGGGAAGGAAUUCGACUUUUUUUUUUUUUUUUUCUGUUGGUGAUAUUGCGCAUUGCAAUAUCUCCCUUCUUUUAUUUUAUCUUCUUUAAGCCAUUUUGAUUCAAUCAUAAAAGAAAAAUGUAGUUUACUGUGACAUAGAUUUUGUCUACCACGAUCAAAGUUCAAUAUUCGUAACUAUUUGUAAUUUGUUUUUCCCUCGAAUUGUUACCAAAAGCGAAGCAUACACAAAACCCUUUGUAUAUUCAUUUGGAAAAUUUGAUUCGUGUCAUUGAUAAUCUUAAAAAUAAGAGUUGGACAGUGUUUUUUUU